UCCAUCAAUAUAUUGUGGAUAAAAGCAUAGAAGAGAAAAUGGAGAUUAUCAGAAGCUUAAUGAAGAUGGGGAUGCUGAUUCUAUUUGUUGAAUGGAUUUUCGUUUGGAUUAUGAUUUCAACUAAGUUGUACGAUGACAACUGGACCCCCAAACUCACCAAGUACCUCAAUACUACUUAUUUUGGGUCUCAAGGUACAAAUAUGGUGCUUCUCACCAUUCCAUUAAUGUUGAUUGCGGUUGUGAGUUGUGUUUAUUUGCAUAUCCAGGAAACCCCAAUCCAAACUCAAAGAGAAGGGAAGAUAAAAGGGAGGGUUAUGAUGGUGAUGAACCCACUAGGAAUAGUGACAGCCACAGAGUUGACUUUUUCAGUGUUAUUUGUUGCUCUUUUGAUUUGGGCUCUCUCCAAUUAUAUCUACCGUAGCUAUAGUGCCCCUCCUUAUGACCAGCACGACAAUGCCAAACUAUGGCAGGCAAAGUUUAGGGCUUUUGGUCUAAGGAUAGCAUACGUUGGCCACAUCUGUUGGGCGUUUUUGUUUUUCCCUGUGACAAGAGCCUCUACGAUUCUACCACUUGUCGGUUUGAGUUCCGAGUCGAGCAUCAAAUAUCACAUUUGGCUCGGACAUAUCUCAAACUUUCUCUUCCUCGUUCACACUGUUGUUUUCCUUAUCUAUUGGGCCAUGGUUGAUACAUUGAUGGAGGUGUAUGAACUUGAGGAGCAGGGGUCCAACAAACCUAGUUCCACGAGCAGCAGACAUCCGAGCUUUAGAGAGGGAGUGUGCUAGAAAAAGGAGAGAAGAGGAGCAACAGGCUCACAUACAGGAUCCGAACAUUGAAAUGGCUGACCCACAGGCGAAUGGCGGCGAAAACGCCCCACCUGCUCGACCUAUUGGUGCCUAUGACCGUCCAACUAACCAUGGCCACCUGCUAGGAAUCAGAGCACCAGCUGUGGCAGCAAACAACUUCGAGAUCAAGUCAGGGUUGCUGAACCAGAUUGAGAACAACAAGUUUCAUGGCCUGGCUGCAGAGAACCCAUUUGACCACUUGGACAGUUUUGAUAGAUACUGUGGUCUAUCCAAAACCAAUGGUGUAUCAGAGGAUGCUUUCAAGCUCAAGCUUUUCCCUUUCUCUUUGGGGGACAAAGCACGUCAGUGGGAGAAGUCUCUACCAAGCAGCUCAAUCACCACUUGGGAUGACUGCAAGAAAGCUUUCCUAGAGAAAUUUUUCUCUACUUCCAAGACAGCUGACUACAGGAAUGAGAUUUCCGGAUUCAAGCAGAAGAACUUGGAAGGAUUCAGUGAAGCAUGGGAAAGGUUCAAUGGCUACCUAGCUCAAUGCCCACACCAUGGUUUCAACAAGGGGAGCUUGCUUAGCACAUUCUACAGAGGGGCCUUACCUGAGUACAGAGCAAGAUUGGAUACUGCAAGUAAUGGGAACUUCUUGGACAGAACAGAAGAAGAGGCAGGGAAACUUGUUGAGAACAUGGUCAAGAGUGAUGCUGUCUACAGUGGGGAUCAUGACAGAGCUGAUAGGUCCGCAGACAAGCAAACAAGAAAAGAGAUAAAAGCUUUGCAAGACAAGAUUGACAUCCUCAUUGCUGAUAAAGCUUCUCAAGCUCAGAUGAACUUUGUUGGUAAUCCACAGCAAGAGAUACCAGCUGCUGUCAAUGAGGUUGAUGGUCUGGAAGGUCAGGAAGAGCUGUGUUUUAUCAACAACAAUGGUACUUGGUACAAGAAGGAGCCAAACUUUCAGUACAACAACUAUCAGCAGAGACCUUAUUCUAACAACCAGCAGAAUGGAUACCAGCCUAGGAACAACCACCAAGGUGGCUAUCAGCAAAAGCAAAACCCUCCUCCUGGUUUUUCCAACCAAGGGCAGCCCUCUUCUCAACAGCAGCCUGCUCCAUCUAGCUCUACACCCCAAGAGAGCAGCACUGAUGCACUCCUGAAAAAAAUCUUGGAGUCACAAACUAGAAGUGAGAAGCAUGUUAGUUAUGAGCUGAAAAACCUUCACAACAAGAUUGAUGGGAGCUACAAUGAUCUCAACAACAAGUUCAGAGCUUUGGAGAACCAAUUUGCUUCCAUGAACACUCAGCACAAUCGCCAACAAGGCUCCCUACCUGGAAAACCUGAGCAGAAUCCCAAGGAUGCCAAAGCUAUCACACUUAGGAGUGGUAAGGAGUUACCUCCUAGAACUCUCACCAAGGAUGCUGAGAAACUAGGUGAGGGGGUGGCCAUCAACAUAGAUGAUGAGGUGGUUAUUGUUGAUGAGAAGACUAAUGAUGAGGUCUUGGAGAAGAUUGUGGAAGCUAAGGGUAAAGGAAAGGUUGGAGAGGAGAAGAAGACUGUAAAGGAUGGUGAAGUUGUUCCUCCAGCAAAGGAGAAUGCUUUUGUCCCUCCUCCUUAUGAACCCAAACUUCCAUUCCCUGGUAGGUUCAAGAAGCAGUUGCUGGAGAAGUACAAAGCUCUUUUUGAAAAGCAGAUGAGUGAGGUUCAGAUCACAAUGCCAAUCAUUGAUGCUUUCAUGCUGGUUCCUCAAUACAGCAAGUUCCUGAAAGAUGUCGUGGCAUCAAAGAAGAAAGAGAUGGAAGGUAUGAUGAUUCUCACUCAUGAGUGCAAUGCCAUAAUUCAGAGGCUUGAUGUUCCAAAAAAGCUAGAGGAUCCAGGAUGCUUCACACUUCCUUGUACUCUUGGACCUAUGAUGUUUGAGAAGUGUCUCUGUGAUUUGGGAGCUAGUGUGAGCUUGAUGCCUUUGUCUGUUGCUAAGAAGCUUGGUUUCACUCAGUACAAGAAGUGUAGACUUUCUCUGGUGUUAGCUGAUCGUUCGGUGAAGUACCCUGUUGGUAUCUUAGAGGACCUUCCAGUGAUGGUAGGAAACUGUGAGAUCCCUACAGACUUUGUGGUGCUUGAGAUGGGUGAAGAAGCUCAAGACCCCUUGAUCCUUGGUAGACCUUUCUUAGCCACAGCAGGAGCUAUUGUUAAUGUGAAAGAAGGCAAGAUCGAUCUCCAUUUGGGUAAAGGGAACAUUCUCCAUUUUGACAUCAAGGAGGUGAUGAAGAGACCAGUCAUGCAGGCACAAAUCUUCUACAUAGAUGAGAUGGAUGCUCUUGCUGAUGAGCUCCUUGAAGAGCUAUCAAUAGAGGAUCCUUUACAGCAUGCCCUUACCAUUGAGAGAGAUGAUGAAGUGGUUGCGAACCUGGCUAGUACUGCAUAUGGACUGAUGCUGGAUUCACACAAGGGAUUUAAUGGCAAGGAUCAGUUUGAGGAGUUGCCACAGAAGGUUCAUCAAGAGGCUGCAGUCACUCAACAUGAAGACAUCCAGCAAGAUGACUGGAGUGAGCUCAAGGCACCUAAGGUGGAACUAAAACCUCUUCCCCAUGGUGUAAGGUAUGCAUUUCUUGGUCCCAAUGAAACCUACCCUGUCAUUGUGAGUAGUGAACUUACUGAAACUGAAUUGUCUGAACUUUUGAAAACACUUAAAAGGUUUAGAAAAGCAAUAGGUUACUCACUUGAUGACAUCAAAGGAAUUUCACCAUCUUUGUGCAUGCAUAGGAUACAUCUAGAGGAUGAAUCAAUGACUUCUAUCGAGCAUCAAAGAAGGUUAAAUCCUAACCUGAAGGAUGUUGUAAAGAAGGAGAUUCUUAAGCUCUUAGAUGCUGGGGUUAUUUACCCUAUCUCUGAUUCAAAAUGGGUAUCUCCUGUGCAUGUUGUCCCAAAGAAAGGUGGAAUCACUGUGAUUAAAAACGACAAAGAUGAAUUGAUACCAACAAGAACUGUCACAGGUCAUAGAAUGUGUAUUGAUUACAGAAAACUGAACUCUGCAUCUCGAAAAGAUCAUUUUCCAUUGCCAUUUAUUGAUCAGAUGCUUGAGAGACUUGCUAAUCAUCCAUUCUAUUGUUUUCUUGAUGGGUAUUCUGGUUUCUUCCAAAUCCCCAUACAUCCCCAUGAUCAAGAGAAAACGACAUUCACAUGUCCAUAUGGUACCUUCGCAUAUCGAAGAAUGCCAUUUGGACUAUGUAAUGCUCCAGCCACCUUUCAAAGGUGCAUGAUGUCAAUUUUCUCUGAUCUUAUUGAGGAUGUCGUGGAGGUGUUUAUGGAUGAUUUCUCUGUCUAUGGAUCUUCGUUCUCUGCUUGUUUGUCAAAUUUGUGCAGGGUCCUACAGAGAUGUGAAGACACCAACCUUGUGUUGAACUGGGAGAAGUGCCACUUCAUGGUCAAAGAAGGGAUUGUGCUUGGGCACAAGAUUUCAGAGAAGGGAAUUGAAGUGGACAAGGCUAAGAUUGAGGUUAUGGUCAGUUUGCCUCCACCUAAGACAGUGAAAGAUAUCAGAAGUUUUCUUGGACAUGCUGGUUUCUACAGGAGGUUCAUCAAAGACUUCUCCAUGAUCACUAGACCAUUGACCAGGUUGCUUUGUAAGGAAGCCACUUUCAGCUUUGAAGUAGAGUGUCUUGAGGCCUUCAAGAAGCUGAAAAAUGAACUCAUCAGUGCCCCCAUAGUCCAACCACCUGAUUGGGAUCUCCCCUUUGAGAUCAUGUGUGAUGCUAGUGAUUAUGCUGUGGGAGCUGUACUAGGGCAGAAGAAGAAUGGAAAAACUCAUGUGAUCUACUAUGCAAGCCAGACCAUGAAUGAAGCUCAAAUGAGGUAUGCCACCACAGAAAAGGAAAUGCUAGCCAUUGUCUUUGCCUUUGAGAAGUUCAGAAGCUACUUGGUGGGAUCUAAGGUUAUUGUCUACACUGAUCAUGCUGCUUUGAGACAUCUUCUAGCCAAGAAAGAUGCAAAACCAAGACUUUUGAGGUGGAUCCUAUUGCUUCAGGAGUUUGAUUUGGAGAUCAGAGAUAAGCCAGGAGUUGAGAAUGGUGUAGCUGAUCACUUGUCCAGGCUGAAGGUGGAGUGUGGAGUACCUAUUGAUGAGGGACUUCCAGAGGAGCAAAUCAUGGCUAUUGGAGCAGUAAUGGCAGUUUGUGACACUGGUAGAAAGCUUGAGGAAGUGAAGGCAACUGAAGAGAAGGAACCUUGGUAUGCUGAUUUGGUGAACUAUCUAGCCACAGGAAAAGAACCUUUGAAUCUUGUGGGCUAUGCCAAGAAGAAGUUCUACAAAGAUGUGAAGAGGUACUACUGGGAUGAGCCUUAUCUCUACACUCUCUGCAAGGAUCAGCUGUAUAGGAGAGUGGUUGCUAAUGAAGAGAUAGAUGGGAUCCUCACACAAUGUCAUGGAUCAUCCUAUGGAGGCCACUUUGCUACUUUCAAGACUGUAGCAAAAGUGUUACAAGCUGGAUUCUGGUGGCCACACAUGUUCAAAGACACACAAGACUUUGUCUCCAGGUGUGAUUCGUGCCAAAGAAGAGGAAACAUCACCAAGAGGAAUGAGAUGCCUCAAAAUCCUAUUCUAGAAGUUGAGGUCUUUGAUGUGUGGGGUAUUGACUUCAUGGGACCAUUUCCUUCAUCAUAUGGGAACAAGUACAUUCUUGUGGCAGUUGACUAUGUCUCAAAGUGGGUGGAAGCUAUUGCUAGUCCCACCAAUGAUGCUAGAGUGGUGACCAACAUGUUCAAGAGUAUUAUCUUCCCAAGGUUUGGAGUUCCAAGAGUUGUGAUCAGUGAUGGGGGUUCACACUUCAUUAACAAACUGCUCGAAGGACUUCUAAGGAAAAAUGGUGUGAAGCAUAAGGUAGCAACUCCCUACCAUCCUCAGACAAGUGGUCAGGUUGAGGUCUCUAACAGAGAGAUCAAAUCCAUUCUGGAGAAGAUUGUGGGGAUCACGAGGAAGGAUUGGUCUAAUAAGCUUGAUGAUGCACUUUGGGCCUAUAGGACAGCCUACAAGACACCUUUGGGUACCACACCUUUCAACCUUGUCUAUGGGAAAGCCUGUCAUCUGCCUGUGGAGCUUGAGUACAAGGCAUUAUGGGCAGUGAAGUUGCUGAACUUCGACAUCAAAAGUGCUAAGGAGAAAAGACUUUUCCAGCUACAUGAGCUUGAUGAGAUAAGGAUGGAUGCUUUUGAAAAUUCAAGGAUCUACAAAGAAAAGACCAAAGCUUUCCAUGACAAGAACAUUCUGAAAAGAGAGUUCCGAGAGGGAGACCAAGUCCUUCUCUACAACUCUAGGCUGAAGUUGUUUCCAGGAAAGCUCAAGUCAAGAUGGUCCGGUCCAUUCAAGGUCAAAGAAAUCAGACCUUAUGGAGCAAUAGUUCUAUGGAGUGCUGAUGGAAGUUACUUCACAGUGAAUGGGCAGAGGGUUAAGCUCUACAAGGCGGAUGCACCAGAGGAAGAUGGAGUAUCAACUCCACUUUCUGAUCCUACCCCAGCCUAAUCCAAAGGAGGCAAAGUCAAGCUAGCGACU
Raphanus sativus (radish) is the source of this 6330-nucleotide messenger RNA. RefSeq lists its product as uncharacterized. Gene Ontology annotation, molecular function: nucleic acid binding. The transcript has 5 exons. The coding region runs from base 703 to 6300 and encodes 1865 amino acids. Gene Ontology annotation, biological process: DNA integration. NCBI's taxonomy places the organism in Eukaryota, Viridiplantae, Streptophyta, Magnoliopsida, Brassicales, Brassicaceae. The record is from RefSeq and is a predicted model, not a curated record.